AUGCACCGAUUGACGAAGUUGCGCGGGUUAGGGUCGCUGGUCUUCCAACACCACAAACCGACGUUCUGGGCCCGGUAUGUGGAUGAUACCUUUGUCGUCAUCGAUCGGGAUCAACUGCUGACAUUCAAGGAACGUCUGAAUGCGGCCUUCCCGGACAUACAAUUUACGAUGGAGGAGGAAGAGAACAACCAGCUGGCCUUCCUGGAUGUCCUCGUAUGCUGCAAAGAUUGUGGUAGACUAAAUACCAAUGCGUUCAUGAAAGCGACACAUACGAUGCAAGUACUGAACUUAAACAUCAGCCACACAAUCAGCUACAAACGCAGCUGUGUAAGGACGCUCUAUCGGCGUGUCGAAACGCACUGCGGUGAGCCGGAAGUCAAAAUUUCCAAACUAAAAUACUUCCGACAGGUCUUCAAAGCCAAUGACUACCCGCGCAACUUCGUCAACCAGCGCAUACGCAAAAGGACCGAAAGGCCUAGUCGCAUGGACACCGAAUUUCGGCGAACGCUUCCGAAUGCCAAGAAAGUUUCGGAAGCUGUCGGCUGCCUUCUCGUACCACUUGCGAUUGGAGAUGCACACAGACUGAAGGCAACCAUCAGGCGUCAGGUAAUGAAACCGAAAGACCCACUGCCACGGCUUGAAACGUCUAGAGUCGUUUAUCUGAUCUUGUGCAGUUGCGGACAAAGCAGCUACAUCGGAGAAACCGGGAUACAGCUCCGAACUAGAAUGGCCGAACACGCUGCAGCGGUGCGGAGAAAUGACGCCAGCUCUCAAGUUGCAGCUCAUUCGAUGAGAUCCGGCCACACAUUCAAAUUCGACGAGGCCGAAAUUCUCGCAAGAGUUGACAACCGCGUGAGUCGGGAGCUAUUUGAAUCAUGGUUUACUGGCCCCCAAUCCAUUAACAAGUGCAAUGAACGUCUCCUUUCAUACUCGGUGCUGAUAUUUCGACUAGGCGAAGUAAUUACCCACGCGGUGGUGCGCAAAAUAACAAUUUUCCCAACUCCAGGGUCGGUGAAUCAGAUGGUCGAGCGGUGAAUGCUACUGCUCAUUUUAACAUUGCCUGUUAUGACUUUAGCCCAAGGAGUUGACAAGUCUAACGGUCCACUGUAGAAUUUAAGAUUCAAUUUAUCAUUUAGUUAGUUGAACCUUGCUCACGCGGUGGAGAAUGGAUCGUAUUGUUUCGUUCUAUCAUUGCGGGUGUCGUUACCCGCCUUAGCAUUAGUUGCCAUGACCUAGACUAGGAGUCGACAAGCGUUUGUAACGGUCCGGCGGUCUGUCGCAAAUGUUACAAUUCCAUUGGCGGUCCAUUCACACUCCAUUAUCUAUCACAAUUGGGAUGCAGCCGUGAUGUUUCCCUCGUCCGUCGCAGACCUUACCAAUCGCUUAGCCGUUCCUUUAUCAAGACCCUAGUUCAUGGGGUUUUGAAACGUACGUAUUGCUUCGUUUGUUCAUCUUGAACUUUGCUCCUCAUGCUAACAUUACCUGUCAUGGCCUAAGCUCGACAGCCGGGAAGCGGUAGUAUCGGACCGGUGGUCUGCCCCAGAUGUUAGGAUCCACUUUACCAUUCCUUCCGUCCUUUAUCGUGGACAUUGUUCGUCACCUUGGCAUUAGCUGCCAUGGCCUUAGCUCAGAGACUUUAGAUGCGAUCGCAUCCCAGACGCCAGUAUUCCCUUAUGUUUGCCUUGUAUGACCCUACCUCACAGACUAAGGAAACGGUCGUAUUGCUUCCUUCGUUCACAGUUGAUGUUGCCUCUCAUUUUGGCAUUAAGUGACCUCGACUGUCUCCCGCAGACGGAAAACAUCAUUCGCUUACGUAGAGCACUGUUAAAUAAUUAAAAACCCGACCAGUGUAUUUUCGACUGCGACCUUCUGUAGUCCUGAAUCCUUGGACAUCCUUCCAAACGAGGUGAUCUCUCUCAGGAUCCUUGAUGUGAAUUUGUCAUCUAGUCUUUCAUUUUCCCUUCAUAUUGAGACCCCUUCCACUAAAGUGCGGAAACUGCUUUAUUAUAUUCAUUGUUUGCGUUCUUACCACACACCGCAGACCUUAAUUUGGCGAUCAAUCGAUACCUGAAUUCUUUUUCCAUUUUUUUCUUGUUUCCCCCGGCCUUUUUCCUGCAUUGCUAAAAAAGGAUGUUUUAGUCUUAAAACGAGUCCUUCAAAUACCCUCUUCUGUUGCCGGUGUUUCUCACGUCUUUUUAGUCGGUAUAAUCAUACAACGAAAUUUUAAAAUAGUCAGCCGACUUGCCGAUCGAGUUUUGUAUGACGCUGCCCAUCCGCCGCAUCCUGACCUAAUGUCUGCGAUGUCCUCCCGCCCCACGCGCCGUGGCUUUCGAAGUAUCUCUUGCCGUACAUCAGCAUAUCAGCUUUCUCUAUUGCUAUUCCUGGCAUACUAUCUCACGUGGAAAGAGACUGAAAUACAGAAACAAAGGCUUGAAUUAUUCCUGUAAUGGUUGUUUCUUUCUGUGUGGACCUUUUUGACUUUUGAGUAAUCUGGUAACUUACAUAUUGUUCACGGUGAUUGGAGCACUUUUUGAUAAAAAAAAAUUGGAUCUAUACUUCCAAACGGAAGCGAACUCCUUUCUCUCUCUCAGGUACGCACAUUUCCAAGUUCAUGGGUAAACUGCUCAAUAAACCGGCUUAGAAUUUGACUGAGUUCAAUACACGUGGACACCCCUAAGUUGACGCAAUCUUGAAUGAAGCAUGCCUGCUUACCAGACACUCAUUGUGCCUCUGCAGUGACAGAAAUGGGCAAAAAAUGGAUAAUGCAGUUUUGACGCACCCAUCGUCUGUUUUUUUAGAAAUAUAUGCAGUAUGUGCGCUGCUCAAGAGAUUUACUUACGCCAAUUUGUAAUAAAAAUGUCUGACUCCAGAAAUUUCCAUCAACGCAAAAAAGCACGCAGUCAGUGCUUGCGAAUACAUGUGGAAUAUUAUCUGUGAGUAUUGCCCUGUUAGAGACGUAUGAUGCUGAAAAGCACCCAUGCUCAGAAAUAUUUGGUUUUCGAGGUACAAACAGCACUAGGAUUGCAGAAUUAAUGAUGCCGAAAGUGUUCCCUGAAAGACGCAUAUCGGAAGAAAAGCCAAACGUGACUGUAUGUCCGUCUCCUUAAAAUAUUUACCUUACUAUCCACAGGUGAGCUUCGAAAUUACGACUGUAGAGUGCGUGACCGAUCUGAUGCAAUUGUGCCCGAAAUUCUGAAAUGUGUUUUUGAUUAGGAAGGAUUGCUUAGGUGGAGUUGUAAUUUUGCUUAUCCUUCAACAUACUCCCAUAAAAUUUCGAACGCGCAAGGAUGUUGGCUUUUGAGUGCACUUCAUUUCGACCUCCUAUAUAAGCCACACAUGCUAACAUGGCUACUUAAGUAGCAUGUAUUUUUCUCAUUGGUUUAAGAUGGUCUUAUAAAUUCAAAUAGUUUUUUUAAUGGACAACACGUACAAAUGUAUGCUUUAUUUUACUUGUUUGGUAGAAAAUAACAUUGCUUCUACAUUUUAUAUCCAAAGAAAACUUGUAUUUGGGUUUUAAAAAUGUUUCCAGUUAAGUGAUUUAUAAGAUCGGGCGAUGUCCGUACAUACAUAGUCGCACAUCUCCGUUUACCAAUGUUCCUUAUGAAAUGUACUCCAUAGUCCACAUAUGAACUCAACACGGUAUCAUCCUAAAAGCAUAGAAGAAUAUAUGAUUCUACUUGUGCGGAAAGCAUGCACCUUGUAAAAUGGAAUCAUUAAAUGGUAAUGCAGAAAGUGAGCUGUCCCAAAAUUAAUGGAGGAUUGUGAAACUUUUCAGAACCUAAAUAUACGCUUUCUUCGGGUAUGAAGUGUAAAGACAAUGUUAUUUUCUACCAAACAAGUAAAGGAAAGCGUACAAUUGUACGUGUUAUUCAUAUAACAAUAUUUGAAUUUUUAAGAUCAUCGAAAAUCAAUGUGAAAAAUACAUGCUACUUAAGUAGCCAUUUUAGCGAAUGUGGCUUCUAUAGGAAGUCGAAAUGAAGUACAUUCAAACGCCGACAUCCUAUCGAGUCCGAAAUUUUAUGGGAGUAUGUUGUUUGAUAAGCAACCUUAGAACCCCACCUAAGUAAUCAUUCCUAAUCGAAAACGCUUUUUAGAAUUUCGGCAAAAAUUUCAUCAGAUAGCUUACGAACUGUACAUGCCAAAGUCACCUCACCGUCCAUCAUGCGUUUUUUAUUGCUCCCUAUGGAAAAUCCCAAGAGCCGGACAUUUAGUUAAUUCUACUUAUUUAUUUUUAAGUUCCCAAUGUUGCCGCACGCAAAACGUGCGGGGGACCGUUUACAGACUUUUGUCGCUGGCGGAUGCUAAACUAACGUCACGAACGCACGUGCAGCAUUCUACUACAGAAUGUAUUUUUACCAUCAGCGUCUAAAUUGGUCCAUUUUGAACGGUGAGUGCGGAUUUUUAUUAUAGAGGCUUUUAGGACACUCUGUAUGCUUGUGUCCGGAGUUUGUCUCCUGAACGCAGUGUGACGUAGCGACCAUACCAAACGAAGAGACCAUGUUAAUUUAUGUCCUAGACAUGACAGGCACUAUGAUUCACACAUGCCUAUGUCGGACGUAUCAGCAAUACUCUGGUUGAGAGGUCUGAUGCUCUAUCACUCGUUUAUCAACACUACCUACUAGCAGAGACAGAUUAUUCAGGCCUAAGGUCCAAAUAGUGUUUCGUUAGAUGUACGCAUGGCAAGCGCAUUAAACUGUGGAAAUUUCCUCUUUUUGUGUCUAUUGGCAUGCGACUACUGAGCGUCUAGGAAUCCGAUUAAGGUUAACCCACUCUGUCACUUGUGCUUUUGUUCAAAGAUCAAUUUGGCAAGCAUAGACCUGCUUUCGUUAAAUUUUCCUCAGGCCUGUACACUUGUAUAGAUAUUGAAAUAAUCAAUCAAAAGAUACGAGCAAGUAGAUAAUUACGCCGUAGCCUGGGUUUGCAGGGAGCGAAAAUGAAACAUCAAAAUCCCAGUCAGCGCCAGGUAGAAACUGGGCCCCAGGAAAGGUAGGUGUGCUAACUCAUGAAAUGUCAACCGAAAUUCUGAAAUGCCUUUUCGUUUUGGAAGGAGCAAUUAAGCUGUUUUGUGAAACUCACAGUCUGCAGUAUAAUUCUAUAAUAAUUCAGCUACCGCAGGAUGCCGACUUUCGAAAAAUCUUUCUAACAGCUGUGUGCAAAAGCCAUACUCUGUAAAAAAUGGCUAAUAAUCUAGCAUGCAUAUUUCUCAUUGAUUGUCGAUCCAACUAAAAGUUUAAUUAUAUUUUAUGGAAAACAUGCAUAAAAAAGUUCAUUCUUAUGCUCAUUCGGUAGAAAAUUACGUCCACUUCCAAACUCAUGCUCGAAGGAACGUUAUAAUUUGGGUUUCAAAAACUUUUCCAAUUCCCAAAUAAUUUUGAAGCCGACCUGCCGUUACACUUUGAUUCAGGGUGUACAACCUACAAGCCAUUUAUUUUCCGCGUACGGAAAACCACACAUUUCUCUGCGGUAAUAAAUGCGUACUAUAUCGGGCUCAUAAAAUUUAGCAGUCGAUUUGAUCUCUUUUCUUAACUUUAAAGCCACAUUAGUAAAUGCAGAGACAUGACGAUUUAUGAACGGCCAUUUCACGGUAUUUAAAAGUCCCACAAUUAGAAAACUUUAAAACCAAAUUAUGUCCCUCUUUCGAGUAUAAAAUUAGAAGAAGACGUAAUUUUCGACAGAAUGAGCAAAAGAAUAAAUAUCUCUUUGAACGUUUUCCAUGAAAUAUAAUUAUAAUAUUCAGGGCAUCGAAAAUUAAUGACACAAAUGCAUGCUACAUAAGUAUGCAAUUUUUACAGAGUAUGGUUUUGCAUAAAGCCGGAAAGAAGUUUGCUGAAAAGCCGACAUUCUGAGGUAACUGAAUGAUUAUAGAAUUAUGUUGCAGGCUGACUACUUUUAAAACCCUACUUAAUUACUCUUUUCAAAACGAAAACGCGUUUCGGAAGUUCGGUUGACAUUUCAUGAGUUAGCCCACAUAUUGUGUGUGGAUGACCGGAUCGUUGGCUUCGAAGCACGGCAACUGUGGCAGCGCCUGCUGACUACGGCAGAGGCGGCUGCAAUUUGGAUACUCAGCCCAGUCCUGUGAGCACAUAAUAACUUUAUAUAAGUGGCACAGUUGCCAUGGCUCAAAGCCACCAGGCCAGCCACCAACAUAUAAUUACACUUCCCCACCCCACCUUCUCCCUGGCGCUGACUGGAAUUUUAGAUGUUUCACCUUCCUCCCACCACAAACUUGAGCCACAGCACGAUUUUCUGCUUGCUCUCUUUUUUGAUUCAUUAUUUCAAUAGCCAUAUAUGCACUAGCUUGAUGAAAAUAUAAUGUAAGCAGACACAUGCUGGUCAGAUUGAAUUUUGAGUUUUCCAAUGCGACAUUUCGCAACUCUAAACGGUUCUGACUUGUUGAGAGUCAUAGUGACAGAUAUAAUAAAGAAGCCAGCAAUUUCGGCAGUAAGUAUAACAAAUAAGCCGAGGCGAUAGAAUUUUUUUUUUAAUUGGCUCGUGUAGAAAUGGUGACAUUGACGUCUGUGCCAUCUCCGGUGUUUCGGCGACACUACUGUUGAUGUCCCGUUCAAAAAGAAAUUUGGGAGAUGAUUCGGUUAUUUAAUCUGGACUUUAUGCAGGUAUUGAGGAUAAGAGCGUUCAGAAGGGUUCGGACGGUAUUCUUAUCAUGAACAGACUCGUUGACUUUCAUCACUUUACCUAGAAAAUCCCCAUCUGUGUUGGGUACUUUCUAAUAACAGAACACAGAUGGACGCAGUGCACGACGAUCCUUCCCAGUAAUCUGUCGUGGAAUUCGGCCGACUUCAGUUAAUAUCACUGAUAUUUUCAGUGUAAUGACGUGAAGUUGACACUAGCAUGUUUGUGCGUGCAACUCGCUCGCAACAAGGGUAAAUCAUAUAUAGCUGAAAAGCCUUCAUCACGCGUCCGAGAGACAACACUUUCCAACAACUGUUUGUAACUUUUUGGUAAGAUCGGUAUCCGGUACAUUAUAAUUAAUUCCGGAAGGCGCGAUAUUUAGCAUCUUCUAACUCACUUAUUUAAAACGGAAAUGUCUAAGAAUUUGUGACUAAAAUUUCGACUAGGUCGGACUCCGGCUAAUUCACUGUUCCUAAAUUACGCCGGAAAACCAGAAGUGCUUUUAAAACCACCCCCUCCCGCCACUAUGCUGUUUCUGUCGCUUUCGACGGAAAAUCACAAAGACAAGAAGGUUAAUAAGUUCUGGUAAUUUCCAGUGGUUUGUAUCAUGAUCGCACACAAAUAGGGGUGGUUUAGCUGCUCACCGCAGUGCGAAAAUAUUCCACUAAAAGUAGCAAAUAGAAUUAGCGGAGAGGUCAGAUUACUUUCUGGCCGUAGUAGGCCAGACAAAAUGCUGUGCCCAUAAUUCAAAAGUGGACGUUUAAAGUACUUCAUUUUCAGACGCAGUAUUAGCACAGGAAACUGCGCUUUUUAAUGAGACAUUAGGAAAAAAUUGUUCUAUGUUUGAUGCUCAAAUUCAGCUAGGAAGCACAAGGAAUCUACGCUGAAAGUACCACAAUUGUCGAUUUUCUUUGCUGAUCUUCAAGCAUGACGAAAUUGUGUUUUCCUCGACUGUCAAAGAACAGACAUAUUAGUAUAUGGAAAUUGGCCAUGUAUGUUUUCACUAGGCUAAGCUGUGAAUGUUACCGAACGAAUAACCAGGGUACGCUCCUCAGCAAUUAUCUCGAUAACGCCAGAAGAUCUUUUUGUUGAAUGAACCUCUUUCCGGUUAUCCACAGGAACCGCAGAUUGCACCCUUAUAAAUGUAAACCACGCACAACGAUAUUUUUUUUUGCAGCCAUUUGUUCGGAAGCCAUUUUUUCCCCAAAUCAUGUGCUUAAAGAAAUAAACUCAUGUCUACGAAACGCUUUCAAUUCCCGACUAUUUUCGAAACGGUCCUGCAAUUGCACUUGAGCUUGAGGUUAUCAAAUGGCAUGUUAAAUACUUUCUGUGUCAGAACAAUAAAAUAUUAUGUUAGGCUGUUAGAACGAUAUCAUGUAGAGCCCAAAACUGUUAAUGAACGCUGUCCAUAACGUUUACGUCUUACACAGCUUAAAUUCUGCAAUUCGGCCUCGAUUAGAAAGAACCAUUUAAGUUGAUUUUGAUGUGCGGUUUUCAGCUGUCUCUAGAAACUAGACCGGAUGAAAGCGACCAGUGCAGUGUGAAUCUUUUCUGCUGAUCUUUCUUAAGAUUAAAAAAUAUCUUGUAGUCGGUAUGCACAUAAAUCCUCCAUCGCAACUGAUAUAGUGGCCACUUAUGUUUUGUUUAUAUACUACACUCAGAGAAAUAGGAUCCCAUGAUCUAAAGGAACUUUAAAAUCGCGUUUAAUUAUGACCUUUCCCUGUCAGUGCAACUAUCUUUAGUUUUUCAGUCUACAAUUAGUAUACUUUCCGCGUGUAAAGCAUUCCACAUUUCUCCGAGCCAGAAAGAGGAUAAUGUAUAGAACACAUUGUAGUUUGCAAGGGAUGUGGAGAUGAAUGAUUAUUUCAUGAGCAAUAUUAAUAAACCUACGGAUAGGAUGCUGUGUAAGUAAAUGCUUCACGGCCUAUUGAAUCUCAUAAUCACAGUUUUUUGAAAAAGAGAGAUACCGUUUUUUGAGUAUUAAAUAUGAAGAAGAUAGGUUUUACUGCCGAAUAAUUACGAGAAAGACUAUUUUUUUAUGUUUCCUACAAAUUAUAUUUGCAUUAUUCAAAACACCGAAAAAUAAUAGAAACAAUCCAUAUAGCAUAAGUCACUUUUGGGUGAGGUUUCUGCCAACACUUAAAAAGAAGUACACUCAAAACCGAACAUCCUGGCCUGACAGACUUGUUAUGAGAUUUAAGCCGCACGAUGAACAACAUUACAUCCCCGUCUAAUAAAUCCUUUCUAGCCUAGCCCGAGUUGCAGAAUUUCGCUUAACAUUUUACGAGAUAAGUCGCCAAUUGCGCAGUGCACUGUAUGGAUGGGCAUCUCAAGAUUAUAAAAACCUCAUAAGUACAAACGAAUAGGGCACCGAAACAAGAAACCCCGCAAAAGAGAUGGUCUUGGGCUAAAUUCUAGGGAUAGGUGUCACAUUUAUGGCUAGAUGUAGGGUAAAUUCUAGUUUUAUGGUUGCUGUUAUGGCUAAUUAAGGGUUAGAUUUAUGUUUAACGUUAGUGUUGGGCUUAGGGUUUAGUUCUGAAUUAGGGCCAAUGCCAAGGUCAGCGUUACGAUUUUUGAAUAAAGACUUGUUCUGGAUUUUAAUGCAGGGCCAAUCAUGUUAAGGACGGGGUGCCUAAAGUUAAAAGCUAAAAGAUCUAUCUUCUACGAAUAUAAAAUUUGACAAGUAUAAGAAACGAUAUGUUCUUGCUUGAUUUCAGCGACGGGGACGUCAAAGAAAUAAAUGCUUUUAAUAAGGUCGCAUGUUGUCAAGCCGGAUGGUAACUAAUACAUUCAAAUAGAUUCCACAGAUGUAGUUUCAAGCAUGCCACUUAGCGGAUAUAAAGAGGUCGUUUUUUCCGUGAAAUUAAUUUGCACUUUUCCUUUGUUCUUAAUUACGCUAAGUUUCGGUUUAGCCUUAAAGUAUCGUUGAAUGUCUUAUGACAUUCAGUGUUUCCAAACCGACUGUUUAUAAAGACCGAUUCAAUAUUAUGCGUUUAUUAAAACCUAUAAAAUAAGAUAGAUCUUGAAGGCACUUACCGAAGAAUUGAUUGUUCGGGGUUAUUUUUCAUGUAAACAAUCGUCUCGGUCACGUGUGAAUAUUCAUCAAAACGUGAAACCUCAAUGUCAUUGAAAUGAACGUCCCCAACAAACUUCAGCAACGAAUAUGCCUUCGAUCAAGUAGUAUCUUUUCGUUAUUAACCCGCCUUUUUAAGGAGGGCUUUGCUUCUGCAUUCCACUGGUGGAUGUCUCUGUAGUUUACAAUUUGCACGGCGAAGCCAAAAAAACCUUGACACUUUAGACCGUUUCUUUCACAUUACAAAAAAAACUUUGAUAUUUUUCACCGCAAACGUAAGAAAAUGCAUUUCUCCUCAUAUUGCGCAUAUUUCCGUUAUCUCAGUCCAUUUUAGGCUGCUUUCUACGCUCAUAAACCCACGGCAUAGUUGGCCUAUAAAUAAGGCGGUUUUGCUCGCUAGCUUUCUAAGUUACGUAUAUGCAGAAGGUAAACAGCACGAAAAGUAAGGUCGCGUAUCUGUAAAUCUUUGAAUAUGACUAUCCAGAAACGGGCACUUUGGCGUCGACGCUUAGAAAUUUUCUAAAUGGCAAAACAAUGUCAGUCCAUCUAACCAAAGGACUGCCUAUGUGCGUUGUCAGUGCCCCUUAGACCAUGAAAUUGCACAGGGUUGCCGAGGUGACCUUUAAAAAAUCGGGAAAACGUCUGGUUCUCUAAAAGUAAAAUGUGUGUUGGCAAAUUGAUUCUCACGGUAAGCGUCAGACAAAAAUAGAUUUUCAUGUGCUGCAAGCUCUUCUCUUCAGGGACAGUACACUAAGAUGCGCAUUCAAAGUGUACAGCUGGUGUUGGCAUUGUAAAUUACCCAUUUUUGCUCAAAUGUAUGGAUAUUUUACUUGAUAGAAUUGUUAAGACACAAUUUCUGUAGAGCAGAAGGAGAUUUCCUAGAAGAACCGGGCAAACGAGCAAACCGCAUAACGCUUAAGGCGUGCGAAAUUUCGCCUGUCAGAUUCUGUCAUCAAAUCUCAUGAAUUAGGUCACGUACUGUAUGUUCUAGUCGAAUUUGUGGAAAGUCACGUCAGGCUAACAAAGUAGUAAUCCACCACUUCCACCAGUUGAUUAGACCAUGCGUAAGUGAUACUUAGUUUCAGUUUUAAGGUUCAACGACCACAGUAGAUCGCGCAUGAUAUUUCGUUAUGAUUUGCAGUGAAAGACGUGCGAAUUCUUUUCACCACCUGCGACCGGCUUACUAAUAGAGAAUAUCAAUGAUAAUUAAGGAAGUGACUCACUAUAGCUCAUAACGCGAGAAUUCGUCUCUUUCUCCGAAAAAAACGCUCUGUGCGCACGAUUUCGAUAUCAAAGUCUGCCAAGGUAUUUUUUGGAAGGUACCUCAAUGGCAAAAAUUACAAAAAAUACAACAAGGUGAAACGAUGAACCAUUGAUUUGAGGUUAUACAGUGAUGGAACUGCUGUCUUCUGCGUGAGCUGGAUCAGCUUUGGUCUAAUUUGAGUAUCCAUGGCCUUUUAUAAGAUUCAUCCAAACAGCGGUGCACAGUCGCCGAAUCGACAGUUACCACCAGGAAUUUACAAAAGAAGAACUGCGUAAAUAGCGUCUACAUGACUGACAGGACAACGGGCCCGUGGCCCAGUGGUUAGAGGCGUUGGACUUCUAAACAGCAGGCCGCCAGAUCGAACCCCAUGUGUUCCGCACCUCAGAAUUCGGCACGAUUGACUGAUGACGGCUUAAAAUGCAGAAAUGACUAUUACAGCCUACAUCGUCUUUGCGGGAUAUAUUGCUCUGCCUAUAAAUAAUUUUUAUUGGUUUUCGCCGUAGAGUUCUUCCUGUGAAAACUGAAAUACCUCAAUAAUUAAGUGCGUAUUGCUGAUGCAAAUGAUAUAUUCCACCACAGGUGUAGACAGGAAAGACUAAAACAGUCAUUUCUGUCAUGCUAAACGUCAUUAACGAGCCAUGCUCAAGUCCAGAUUUUCCAACAUUUAACGCUCAAACCAACAUACUUAAAUGCUCUCAUUGACGGAACAUGAAACCUCUCUUGUUCAAAUUGGUAUAUCUUACCUAAAAAUGAUAGAGGACGACUGCUGAAGCCACAUCCAGUUUGCAGGUUAUCAGACCAAGUGGACGCCUAUUACUGGCAACGGUGCAAAUACCAUUCUCUCCGAAUUCUAGAAGCUCUACUUUGUACGUGCACCUCAUAUUUGUCUUCCUUUGGAAAGUUUGGAAAGUGUGAGGUAGGCGUCAUAGAAGAUGUUGAGUAUUGAGCAGAGAUAGGGCAUCCAGGUACGACGGACAUCGAUUUUCCGCUAUAUUCAUAUGGUCGGAGUGGUGGGAAUGUAGCAAGUGAGUCAUUUUCUGAUGAAGAAAGCUGUCGUGAAUACAUGCAAAUGAAGAAUUAUUAAUAUGCAGUACAUCUUGUUGAUGGAUGAAGUACACCCAAGUGCUGCACACAUUGAACGAAUGACUUAAAUAUGUUUCCAAAAUGCAGUUAAUUGGUUGACGUCUUGACAGACAUACCGUGCAGUCAGCAGCACACACGAAAGUCCCUUUGUUUCAGCCACCCUAUCCAGGAAAUUGGGUCCCUCCAUAGCAUAGUAAACAAAAACGAAGUCAGCGUUGGAAAUCCAGGCAGCGGUUUCGCACUACAUCUGCAAAACAUGCGUCAGUGAAUAAAUAAAAGGCCUAUCUAUAAUCUUUUGUUUUGAUUUCGCUGCAAUAGUUUUAGGAUCAAGAGACUAAAAUGAAUAACGCUUUAUGUUUUAAGUAACUUUGCAUGUCGAUACAAAGCCAAAGGAAUAUGCUUAUCCCCACCAAGCUUUCAUUUUAAGGCUUAUUUCGCGUUUUAGAAAUGUGUCCUAACGGGGGCAUGCACAACGUUUUUAGCCCACCAAGCUCUGACAGCAUAUUAAACCAAUCGUGCUUGCCGGCGAUAAGGUGACACACUUGGUGAGGAAGGACAUCUGCAAAAUUGACAAGUUCUUCAUUCGACAUAAUCCGCUUACCUUUAUGUCGCUGCCUACAUAACCUUCUCCUUAAACACCGGAAAUCUAAAAGGUUGCAUUCCAGGCCACAGUAGAGAACCGUAAUUGCUUUCCCUAUCAUCGUCACUAGAGUGCAGCACUUAACGCUGUCUUUUGAAGGGGUGGAAACUGUUUGCUCUCUGACAUGAUGCCGAUGGAAAUUAGCGUUACCAUUUCAAUUAAUGCAGUAAAUGCUGUACGUGGAAUCGUCACAAUAUGCAGUCAAACGGAUAUCUGCAUUUUAAAACACACUGAGGUCUAACCACUACUGUAUAGCAACGUCUCACAUUUUCAGUGUUGAUACCACUGUCUUACUCAUGGGAAGCUUUAAGCAUGCUGCAACCUCUCGAUUAAUAUCAACGUAACUUUAGGUUUUCACUGCUAACCUAAAUAAUCUGAACAAGGGCCUAAUGAGUUAUUAGCGUUGGUCAACACAACAGUCGAAAUUACUCCCCAUUGAUCCAAAUCAGGUGACUUGCAUUCUUGGUCGCAGUAAUGUGCCAUAGGUGCCUUCAGUGUUAUUGACUUUAAAUUGCAGCCACCUUAAGGUCUCUUUCACAGGCCUGGGCAUAGCAUUCUGUCUACCAUGAAGCAGACAGACGUUACCAUGAGCUCUUCAUUUAUUUUCCUUGCGGCGUCAAAUGGAUUUUCAGGCUGCAGUCAAAACUAGUACCUAAACGCUAAAACACCAUGAGUUUUAACCAAAUCUCUACAACCUAACCUCCCAUUAGCGGCAUUGAUGCCAGUUGUUUGCUCAUUGGCAUUUUUGAGUGUAUUGUAGGCUCUUGGUGUAAGUCCAAAUGAACUUAAACUUCCUCCACCGAAAUAACUAAUCUGGAAGAGUACAUAAAAAACAAUGAGAAUCUGCUAAUGCAACAGUCGAAAUUAUCCUCGGCUCAUCCAGUCUAGCCAGGUCUGAUAGAUAAACGUAUUGUAACAUACUUUUGCACGUGAAUAUCGCGUAGAAGUAGACUCUGCGAGCGACAAAUGCCAGAGAGAAAGUCCACCAACGACCCGCUACAUAACUUGUGUGCGGUCACACCAUGAUGAAAUGGCAGAAGUUAUUAAUAUGGUUGCGUCGGAGUUUUCCAUAUUAACUAACAAACGGAACCCGGACGGCAUUACACAUCCAAAUGAAGCAUUCUCAUACUGCUUUUAACGAGGUUAGGUUAGAAUUUUAACCAAUUAAAUGCCACUCAAAAAGUCGAGAAAUUGUAUCUGAACAAAUCAAACCAAAUUGUAACUUUAUUAAAAAAUGACAAAGUUGACUGAAUGAAACGUCCAAAGCAAUUUAUCGCAAACGGUCCACAAUAACCUAGAGUGACCGAUGAAGUGUAAGGCAUUGGUCGCAUGCCAAGGCUUUAAGCAAGUUUAUUAGACAUCUACACAGCUUUAAGCAAGUUGACAAAACACAGAUCCAAAGGUGGUCGAUACCUGACAAUUUACACUCGGCGCCGACAUUUCAAUGCGUAAUGACGAUAGAGACGGGCAAAAUUUUGAAAAAUCACGUUCGGCCCAUUCAACUACAAACGGUACAUCAGCUACUGCAUUUGGAGACGACAAGGGAGUGGUCUUCGGUCACACGUUAAGUUCAGCAGUGACUUCGACAUUUAUUUUUCGUUUAUGAACUGCGGCUGUCUAUAAAACGUGUCUUUUUACAGAUAAUUGAAGCUUGCUAGAUAUGGCAUAAUUUUUAUGGCCAGCCUCUAACAAAAAAAAAUAAAUUGAAAGCAAUAAGUUUCGUCAAAUAUACCACCGUACACCUGCUCCACAUAGGAGCAGUACCACAAUAUAUGGAAAUCCGAUGUAACAUGAUUUUACCGCACGGUUUUGCCGAACAUCUCACGCUUUCACUACACAUGUAACUUCGCGGCACUUUGCUUCGGAGCGUGUCAGGUUAAAGAACAGAUUGGCAGACUUUGUUUUUAUAAUGUAAAGGAUUCAAAGUUUGAAUCCAGGACAGGAGAUUUUACGGUCAUUUUCGACGUCUUAAUUAUGAUUGAAUUGAUUGUUUAAAGUUAUUCGCAAACACUUUUUAAUGCCCCUUUGCGCGGAAGUUGACUUUACGAAUAGUGUUAUUUACGAAUUGUUGUAUAGUUCAUAAGCAGCAGUGAUAAACGGUCAGAUAACAUUCUUCAUUGGCAUUUGUGUCAAAAUACCAAAAUUAUCAAGAUAAAAAUCCCAUUUAAAUCGCGUAGCACGAUAUCAUUCAUGUAUUAAUUUACAGAACGUGAUAUCUUGUCAAAAUAGUACGGUAAAGCCUACUUAAUGAACCAGUGCUUAAUUAAUGGGAAAUAUUUCUGCUGAAAUAAUAUUUUCUUUUUCAACGAGAUUGUCGGACAGCCGGGUCAAUGUUCACUGAAAAUUCGGCAUACUGGCAUGAAUGUAACGUUAUAGGAUUAUACAGUAUGACAAUUAAUUCGAAGAAGAAUGAGUCCUUUGGGAAAAUGAAAAAACUUUAUUUCGUAAAUUUGCGAGUCUGGUUCCCCAGCUCGUCUUCAGACGUGUAGUAAAAGUGAAGAAACAGUCAACAUUUAAACAAUGCCGAAAAAAAUCGAUAUUGCUCUGUCAUGGCUGAGGAUGGGUUAAUGCUGUGGGCUGAUGUCACGUCUUGAUUGGCUAUUACCUUUUCCAUUUUUCUUUGAGAUUUGUGUACAUGGUAUCAAGGUCAGUGUGAAUGGCCUCUAGGAAUUCUCGGCCUUUCUUAUAUGGGCAGGAACCGACAAUGCGUGUUUUAUCCCAAGCGAAUUUGUGCUCAGUUUCAAGAAUAUGCAUGGCGACUUGGGAUGAUUGGUCCCGCCUCUUUACUGGCAGUAUGACAAUUAAUAUGAAAACCUUAUCUAGAGAUUCCCUGCGGUUAAAACAGGCUUCAGAAUUUUUGGUCAACAUUUCUUUGAAUUGACUACUGACUACACCAUAAAAUGAACAUCCCCUGAGUUUUUACAAAUUUUCAUGAGCAGAAAGUGAUUCAGCCGUAUAUUCAAGUUUCAAGAAUAAAACAGUACCUUUUUGUUUGAUCACGUAUUCAAAUACCCCAACGUGUAACUCUCUGAAUAUGGACUGCAUGCCUACAAUUAUUUUCAUAUUUACAUUAACACGUUUCCACUAAUAACCUUCUGUGCAUUUUGUCCUCGUCAAGGAGAAUAUUUUUUAUCAGCGCAGGUCAAAAAAUGAAUUGAAAUGUACAGUAAAAUUCCACAGUUGAGUAGUACGCAGUGGGAAGGGUUUUGCGUGUGCAGCUUACUGUUGCUCCCGUUGCCUGCACAUUUAACAUCAAAAAUCGAAAAGUACUGUGGGCUCUCUUUCACAAAGGGUGGAGACAGUAUGCUGUCUGUCAUGAUGCAGACAGAGAUCAACACGGCCUUUUCAUUUAAUUCAGCUGCUGCAUCAAGUGGAAUGGCCCCAGACUGCAGGUAAAUGGACAUCGGCACUUUAAAACACACUGGGCGUAAAGCAACCCCUUAUAAUAAACCUUCAUCAUAACCUUUAUAAUAACCUUUAUAUAAACUUUAUACUAAUCUGACGUUUAUAACAGGAUUUUUUCUUUGCAGUGUUGAUGUCAAGUUCUUACUUAUGGGCAGCUUUAUGGGUGCUGCAGUCUCUUGAUUUAAAUUCACGCACAGUACCUGUGCAAACUCAUGAAAUGCCGAGGUCAAAAUUAUAGUGGGAAAUGUAGCGUAUUUUUGGUGUCGUUAUUUGUGUUUAUUUAGUUGAAAUAAGGACGAAAAGACCGUUAUCUGAAGGAAAGUUUGAUACGGAUCUGUAUAUUAAAUAGACAACGGGCCGGAUUUAGGCGAAAUCGGAGGAUUCCUGAUAUUCAAGCAGUUUCCUACGCUAUUAAAGCUUUCGGAUGGAAAUUCUUUGUGUUACCUUAUCAAUCUGUUUAAGAAGAUUAAUAAAAGGAGGAAAUUUUUUAAUAAGCUUUCGAACAAAAAAAAAAUUAAAUUUCAAUAUCAACAAAAUCAGGGAAAUGCAAAUAAAUUUUUUCUUAUUAUGUUCAGGAAAUAACGUGCGUCUUUAUCUAAAAAUUCUAUUUUACAAAUUCGUAAAGUUUUAUGUUUCAAAAUACCGAAAUAAAAAAGUUUAUCAGUGUGAUUGUUUUACCAGACUGAAAAUGCGUGUCAUAAACGAAUAUAUAUUGAGUUCGCGCGACAUGCCGUCACUUUGCUCUGCCACGCCAAACGAUAACUAUGUCUAAACAAUACUUAUCCGAAGUUGACUUCCAGCGCAUUCGAAAAUUAGCGGCGGAGGGAAUCCCGCGUGAGUCGUUAGCUAGUAUUUUCAAUAUUAGCAAGGUCACUCUGUGGCGCAUUAUUAAUGAUAAAACUGUUCCUAGAAAUAAGAUAGGGGGACCAAAACCGUCCACAAGUAAGCAAGACGACGAUUUUAUUCGUCGUACAUUAAAAAAGUUUCAUUACAUGCCCAUUGAGACCAUUCAGCGGGAACAUCUGCCGAUGUUUUCUAUGAACAUCAUUAGAAAAAGGAUGAAGGAAUUUGAACUGCAGCGGCGGAAGGCCAUGAUUAAGCCAUAUUUAAGUAGAAAACUAAUUAGAGAACGGCUUUUAUUUGCUAAGAAAUAUAUUGAUUACAGAUUUUCAUUUUGGAAGAGCAUUUUCUUCUGCGAUGAGGUUCUAUUUUUAGACAAGCCUACGAAAUCGCUCCAAACCGUCAUAUGUGGAAAGAACUUCCCAAGAGACCACAUUACACGGACGGCAACAUUCAAGAACUGUCGGCGGAUGAUGGUUUGGAUGGCGAUUAAAUUCGGUGAGCGGCCUGUCUGGCGGUCAACAUCCGACACCAUCAACAGCAAAGUGUUCAUUGCAAUUGUCAAGGAUGCUUUCGGCUACAACGGCAUAAGUCGGCGCCGAAUGGAUACUGUAAUUUUGCAGGACAAUGCACCUGUCCACCGCUCUAAAGAGGUACGAAUUUGAUGCCGCUUGCAAAUAUAAUCUAACAUUUUAGACAACAACCACGCUCUCCGCAAUUGGCCUCCAAUCCAUUUUCAUCCCGGCCAACAGUCCCGAUUAAAAUCCUAUCGAAAAUCUUUUUGGAAUAGUCAAAAGAAAUUGGCACAAAGCUAAGAAGACUCUUUCAAUGCAGGAAAAAUUGGAUUUCAUACUCAAUAAUUACAUUUUACAAUCCACCAUAGAUAACCUUGUCAUGUCUAUGUCGGACAGACUUUCUGCUGUUAUUAAUUCGAAUGGACAAUCUACAAAGUACUAAUUUUUUGUAUAUGUUUCUGUCCUUAAUUAUUUUUGACCGUUUAUGCGCCCUCCUCCUUUAUACGUCCUCAUACGUAGCCUUUAUUAACUUGGUUGUAAUAUAGGCGUUUCUCGAAAAUGUGACUUUUGUCGAAAAUUAUUUACUUUUAUCUCAGUAAAUAAUAUUUUCUUAACCAAACUUUGCUUUAUUUCUUUGACACAUCGUUUAUUUUCCGCUAUCAGACUUUGGGAGCCGUAGUGUUUACCGAUUCUGCGUUAAAGUCGUUAACCGACGGAUCUUAUUUUGUUGCUGUGCUUGCAGUAGAUAGGCCACAGCCUAAUCCCAAACCCUAACCUUCAACUCUAGCGUCUUACCCCAAUCCCUAACCUUAAACUCUAGCCCCUUACCCCAAUCCGUAAUAUUGAACUCUAACCACUAACCCUUAACUCCAAACCCUAACGCCAACCUCUUAACGCCUAACAGGUAGGGAUACGAAAGGCGAUCUUGCCGAUGAUACUUAAUGAAGCAGAAGACUACAGACGAACAAGGCGUGGCAACGGGUUUCGUGGGCAACAAAGGCCAGGCAGACAGUCAACAAAAAACUCGCCGCAUAACUUAUGUGCGGUCACAUCGCGAAUGGCAGAAUUACUUAAUAUUGUUGGGCAGGAGGUUUCCAUACGAACAAACAAACGGAACCCGGAGAGCGUGACCCAUUCAAAGGAAGACCUCCUACAGUGACUUCCAGAAAUAGAGUGACGAUUUGAACCAAAUAAAUGUCAUUCAAGAGGUAGAAACUUUCAUCCAAGCAAAUAAAGCAACACUGUCACUUAGUUAAAAAAAAUGAUAAACUUGGCGUAACUGAUAGAGAUACGUAUUUUAAAAUAAUUCUACACGUAAUUGUUCCGUUGGAGUAGAUAAUGGAGGAAACAAAUUUCAGACAUAAAGUCUACAAAUCCCCUCACCUACAUAAUUUGUGUGCGGUCACAUCGAGAACUAUUAUGAAACGGCAGAAUUAAAUAGCAUCGUUUGGUCGGAGUUUUCCCUACAGAGCGAAAAACGGAACCCGAAAUGCGUGAGUCAUCCAAAUGAAGUGUUCUUAUAGUGCUUAAAAUAAAAAUUGAAACCAACUGAAUACCGUUCGGGAGGUCAAAAAAUUCACCCAAGCAAGUCAGGCCAAUUGCAACAUAAUAAAAAAAUAAUGAAGUUUACUAAAUAAAACGUUCCAACUAAUAGGUAAGGAUACAGGCAUGACAUAGGUAUGACUGGCUGACGAAGGCUAAUAGACCAGAAAUGACCAUCCCAGUCUCCUUUGGCUUUGUUGAUAAUAACAUUCUGCCUAUGUGAUGCGCCGCGAUGUGGCUGCUGGUCGGACUCGAGAGAGAGUCCGGCGCGAAUGAGUUAAGUAAUAUUGUUCGGUGAGCGCCCCUCUUGCAUUGGAUAUUCAGAUCGUAACCGACCUUACGGUCUCGUGCUCGAACCCCAAGUGGUCCACACAUGAGGUUGGGUAUGAAUUCAGAACUUAUUUAGUGCAGGACGUAGACGUAAGUCUCUGGACAUGACUUUCUAAGAUGGGACUCGCAAUUUCAAUGAAAUUUCGAGUCAAAGACAGUCAACUGCUAUGAACUUAACUCCAUUUCCUGCACUGAAUAAUUUCUGAAAUUGUUCGCUUUAUUCUUCUCCCGACUUCAUAUACCAGAAACAGCAUAGAAGAAGCUGGGGACACAAUGAGGAGCUGACUCCCUCAUAACUAUGUCUCUGAACAACAAAAUACCGGCGAAAAUCGUGUCUGCGCUUUUGGCAAAUGUCUAUGUCGGAGGGAUGGGAUAACCCGUUUACCAUGUAUGCAUAUGCGUGUAUGCCUUCAAUCACUUGGUCGGUCUGGCGAUAAAUUGCCCUGCCACUAUGCAUCAGAGACUGCUUUGAACAUUGGCGUCCUGAGCAUGUACUGCAGACAUAAUUCUGUAUGCUACCCUGUUUGAUUAUUUACCGGAUUUAAGGCUACUGUUCGGCAGUCUUGGUGGGACUGGAACCCAUGAAAUGAAGGCGAAGGCCUAAAACAAGCAAUGCUCUAGCCAUCACAGAUCUUAGGCCCCAGCGAAGGCCGCGGAUUUAAACACAUUUGAGUCAAGUUACCCACCCAGCCUUCUGCAACGCACUGAAUCCACCAAAACAGCUAUAAAAGUAAACAUAACAAUUCUUAAUAUAAACAGGAAAAUUUCCUUUCGUCAAAUUUUUCUAAAGUUAUUUCCGCUACUUAGGUAUAAUGGGUUUUAUAUCCUGAUGAGGUAUCGGAGAAUACUUCUUAAUGCUCCGUGUUUUCAAUCGAUUGCUAAUAAAUGUCGAUCACUCCUAUGUGUUUAUUAAAUUCCAUAAGAUAAGAUAGUUCCAGGAAGUGUUUACCAAAGUAGAGAGUUUUCGGACAAUCCUGUCUAUGUAGACGGUCACUUGGAGAAUAUUUGCAGACAUACCAAGACAGAAAAAUCUCAUCGCCGAGAAAAAUAAAGGUGCAAAAGUGGUGUCGGCCAUGAAUACGUCCAAGACCACUUUAAAAACAUUUGCUAAUAGGUUACGACUUUAAAAAUUUAUGAAUUAGUUAUUUCGUUUACUGAUGUCUGCGCACUUUCCUUUUUCGAAGGCAACGAACAGGCAAGCGUUAAGACAUCUAAUCGGCUUUUUUAUUUCCAUGAAAACGAGCGAAAAUGCUUCCGCUACAAACGACAGAAAAUUAUUUUCUCUUUUAAUUGGAGCAUAGUUCGCCUUUAAUUUAUACCUUUGGAUUCCGUUCUGAGAUUUUAAAUGUACAAAAAACUAGCAGGAUAAAUAAUAAGCUAGUGCAAAAAUUGCUAAUAUUUUGCCCGUUCCGGUUUUAAACUAGGGAAAAUUGCACACUAUCAAAAGUUACCAAAGCACUUUGUGGAGGACCUUUUCGCGAUGACCUAUUGAGUGUUCUCAAAGGGUGUGAAAAUAUCAGAAUAAUUAUCGAAGGAUUCCCAGUAGGCGUUCUUACUGUGUUUUUGUCAUAUGACCGCACGUAGUUCCAAAUCUGUCAUUUAAAGCCCAUAAAACUUCUGGCUUUCUAAAAAAAAUCUGCUGGCUUGCACCUUGCUUCAUCUGUUUAACGUGGGAUAGGAUAGGUUUUCAAGAAAGCAAGAUCCGUUUUAAAUAUUUUCCAUGGCAAGUUUAAUUUCGUCUCAUCAAAUUUAAGCGCUGGUGUGCAAGCUUAGUCUAGGAUGACUAUUAGCAUUAGAAACCUCUUAAACACGAGCUAACAUAGAUUUCCGCUCAAAUUUGUAAUCAUUUUCAUUGAAAUAUUAUUUAUAGGCAUACUGCGCAAAAUGAACGUGUUUCGUAAUAACUUAGGCGAAUAAACAAAAUAAGCAGCUCGUUAUCUGCCCACAAUCGAUAUUCUCAAUUUCGUAUUCACGUUUCAUGUGUUAGACUACAAGCUGUACAUAAACAUUGGAUUAUUACGGUGCACUCAAAAGUCCGAUGUUGCAGUUACCACCAACUUUGGAAAUUGGGAAUGGUUUUAAAAACUGAAUUAUACACUUCCGUUUCCUACCGGAUGAGUAAAUGAAUAGAUUUUUUUAUGCAUAUCUUCCAUGAAAUACAAUUGAAUGUUUAAGGACAUCGAAAAUCUAUGAGAAAAACUCAUGGUAAAUACGUGGUCAUUUGUUAGAGAGUAUAGUUUGUGCAUGCGACCAUAAUGAAAUUCUUUCGAAAACCGACAUCCUGAGGUAACUGAAUUAUUACAGAAGUGUGCUGCAUGAUUAUUAAUUUUACAACACUACUUCAGUAGUCUUUUCGAAACAAAAACGCAUUUCAGAAUGAGUUAGCACACCUACUGUACUAAUAUUUGCCUAUUUACAAUAACCCGUUCCUAACAUCAAUAUAGCCCUGUAAGCUGUUUUGUCGUAAAAGGUGUUAACAGCACGAAUUAAUAGUUGAUCAACAGUUUAUAUCUCGCUGACUAACGAACUAUAGCAUGCUUCAGCAGAAAAAAUCAUAAAAAUUCCACAGCUUCAGGCCUUUUCUGAGCCCAGCAUCAGCAAGGCGACAAUUUUUGCACAGACCUUGAAUAACCAAAGAGCGUCUGCGCUACAUGCAGUUUGGAGGGUUUUGAGUUUGAAGCUGACCUGUGCCCCUGUUACCUACACUCUUGAUUUCCAAAGUCAACCAAUUUAAACUCUAGGUCUUACUAGAGAACCAGAAUUCCGUUCCCCCCACAAUCCAGCAGUCAAAUUUUGCCUUCAUUGGCGUGGACACAGCAUGAUGUCUAAAAUGAUGAAAACGGAAAUUCACAUGACCCCUCAUUUGAUUUAGUAAAUUAUUUGAUUGGAAUCGUCCCAGACUUCAGUCAAAUACACAGGUGCACACUAGAGCACACUGCGUGUUAAAUUAACCUUUGCAGGAAAAUUCCAGAUUUGCAGUAUUGAUGCCAAUUUUUCAGUUAUGGAGAGAUUUAAAUGUGCCACAACCUCUUGGUCCAAAUCCAUAUAAAUUUGGGUUUCCUAGCUGACUUAACCAAUCCCAAGAAUAACAUAAAGAGAAAUACGAAUUAGCUAACACAACAUUAGAAAUUAUUCUUAGCAGGUACAAAUCAGACGUGGCGGGUAGAAAUGCGUAUUAUAGCAUAAUUCAGAACGUGAAGGUCGCGUGUGUGUAGAGUCUGCGUGCAACAAAGCUCAGCCAGACGGGCAACGAAAUACCCGCCGCAUAAUUUGUAUGCGGUCACAUCACGAACUAUUAUGCAGGGGUAGAAUUUAUUAAUAAAGUUAGGUCGGGGUUUUCCCUAUGAAGUGACAUGCAGAACUCGGAGGACGUGAUCCCUUCAGAUGAAUUGCUCCUGUAACAAUUUCAUGGGGUAAGGCGUGAAACAGCUUAAUACCAUUCAAGUAUUCAAAAAGUUGCCUUUAAUCUAAUACGACAACUUUGUAACAUAAUUGAGAAAAAAGGAUGAAUUUGACUAAAUAUAAUGGUAGAGGGGCGUUCACCGGUCAUUCGGUUAACGGGCCGGUGGUGCAGUGGUUAGGCGUGUUGGACUUCUAACUAACAGGUCGCGAGUUCGAGCCCCUGAUGUUCCACACUUUGAGGUUGGGUAUGACUGGCUGACGGCAGCCAAUAAGUCAGAAGUGCAAUUUUAGGUCUCCCUUGUCUUUAUUGGUAAUAACAUUCUACUGAAUAUAAUGCUCGAAGUACUUUAUCGCGGACGGUCCCGAAUUGCAUUGUCUAACCGAUGGAGUUCAAGAUAUUCACCAUGCGCAUGCGCAACCGCUGACGACUGGGUUCCUCCGUGUACUCCACAUUAUUUUCCUUGCUGCUUUGCUGUAUCCGUAAUGAAGACGAAUAAGACCUCAUUGAUUUUGCAAAAGACAGUAGUAUGUGAAUGUAAGUGACCGUGACCGGACCAUUUGUGGUCUAUGCGACAAUGUAACGUACAAUGUAAUUAGAGACAGUAAAUAUUUCCAAGAACUGCGUUGGGCCCACUUUACUAUGGGUUGCACAUCAGUUAUUCAAGUCGAAUCUAAUAGAGGUUUUGCAUUACUACAAAUACAGGUACUACUUUCAUGACAAUCACGUAUUUGGCAAUCUUUCGCUGCGCUGAAGCGAAGUGAUGGGUCCCCAUGGAUUCGCAGGACGCAACGUGGCCGUCUUCUCCUUCUGAAAACCUUCACAGAACACCGCCUUCUUCUGGCCAACAUCAUCUUCCAUCUUCCAACGCGCGAGAAGCCAACCUGAAUGUAUCCUCAACCGCGGAAUUGGCAACGGCUGGGUUAUAUUCUCAUCCGAGGGAUUAGUUGAUAGAACGUGCUGGUGACCAAGGCGAUCUAGGGUGCCGACGACUACGACUACAACCACUUAGGCCACCGCAGGAUAAUUGACCACCAAGUAAGUUAAAUACUGUUCUGCAGAAUCUGCCUCUUCGACACUUCGAUUUUCGCAAUCAUUUGGCCCAGCGACCGGCGGAUUUGCAAACCGCAGAUGAAAAUGCUUCCGUGGGAACUCGACUGCACCUACUGCGGUACGCCGUCUACACUACCACUCUGGAUUUCCUCAGACACGAGCGUCAUCAACGCCAGUGCUGGCUUAACGACGGCGACACAGACGUCAACAUCCUGUUCACCGAAAAGAACAGGCUCCACAAAGCCCACAUUGACCGCAGGACAAACGCAUAAAACGCGACCUUCUACAGAUGUCGCCGUAUUGUGUAACAACGGUCGAGGGAAGUGCACGACAUCUAGAUGUCUCGCAAGGCCAAGGAGACCUCAAAAUUAGCAAGGCGCAAUGGUGCAUAGAACUAACUGGUAUCACUAAAGACGGUAUACGAUUCCAUAGCCAGAGAACCUCCCCGCAUUUUAGCUCUAAAGGGCAGAACUUUGAAACCACGACCCCGACGGAUGGACAAACUUACAGCCCUUUUCCAGGUGAUGUAUUGUCAAGGUCAAAUUCUUUAAGAUCUCACGGACGGAGCAGUCGUCCAACAGCGCACUUGAAAAAAAACAGCAAUUUUGUGACAGUCACAGAGAAAUUACUUUGCUCAAGAUCCGCGAUAAAAGCUCCAUUCACAGCCUCCUCAAUCCCUUCACUAGCCACUUGGAACGAGGAAUUCUGCCGGAAAGCCAGUGUGUCUUCCAACAACACUGCAACUGGCUUGAUCCACCACACACAACUGCAUGCUUUUCCUGGUGGAAUCUGACACAUUCCCUGACAGAUAUUUGACGAGGGCGCUCUUCCGAUGUCGACUUGCCUUCGUCCAGCUGCUUACUCUCUCCAACCUUUCCCCUCCCAGUUAUACUGUAGAGAACGCAUCACCCUCCCAACUGGCAUCACGCCUUUCUCCUCACUCGGGAGAGAUUGUGGUAGCUAGCGUUUCACUCUCUGUCACGGUCUCUACAAUAAGUGAGUGCUUUCACGGAGACAGCCCUUUGAUCAACCUCUCCAUGUUCUGCUUUCCUGUCAAAGAUCAGUCAGAUAUUCAAACGGGAAACGUCAGUUAGAUCCUUAACUCAAUGUUUUCAAUCACAAGUGUUACUACACCUGGAAAUGUGAGAUGUUGGCCUGCAGCAGCAAAUCUCCAUGAGCAUUACGGAGACUGUGGUUGAGGCAUGUAGUUACAAAUCUUUCCAGAAUUUAUUCAGUCUGGCUGCGACAAGUAUUACUAUCAUGCCCAAUGCAUCGCCCUCUGAUACUCCAAGUUUUUGCAAUCCCAAAUGCAGAUCAUUUAUAAGUUGCCAUGCGGUGACCUGGGCUGAAAUAUAAGUGCAUACUGGCAGCCGUAAACGCAGAAAAACGCUCUUAAAGUCGUAAUUAAUGGUGCCUUACAUUGUUCAUGUCUCAAAUUCGUUUUCUGCUUCCUCACUUUUAGCGUGCAAAUAAUGAGGUUAUAUUACUGGCUAACUGUAAAGGCGAUUACUGCAGAUUCGCUUUGCUUAUGGAAUUUUGAAAACAUAGUUUUAGCAUGAUUAAUCGGACACCCGAAAUUCUCAUGCCUUGAAGCAUAUAGGCCACUUCCACAUCCCAACAUUAAUUGAUGGUUAUCUUGCGUACAACGUUGUGUUCAAAAUAAUAUCUUGUUAACCACAUACGGUUUGGCGAGAUUAAACAUAUGGUCAGGAAUCAGAAGCUAGUUCAGUAGUCAAUUGCAUCCUUAACUUGCUCAUUCUUCAGGCGAUAUGGCAUGCAAUAACGGAAAGUAGGAAAUAUUUCAAAAUCCUAUUAGCUUAUGCUUUGAUUGUAACAACGUUUGAAAAUAAUGUAUGACAGGGGGGAUGGAAGAAGCAAACUGCCCACCGCGUGACGACGCUUCACACACAAACUACAGAGGCAAUGAUUGCAAUUUGCCUACAUGCAUCCAUCUUCGGCUAUUUCUAGGGUCUGAUAAUUUAUCAGUCAAUGGUGAUUUUCUAUUGUGCCGGCAAAAGUCCAUUCGCUUUUUUCCAUAAGAUAAUGGUGCAUAGACCUUGAUGCGAAUGUGAAAGUGAGCAACAAAUUAUUGAUUCACACUGUAGGAAAGACUGCAUUAAAAAAACCACACUCUGAAAAACCCGACAACUCAGGUAACAGGAUUUUUUUCAUGUCGACUUUUGUCUUCAUUAUAAAUUCAAAUAUUUAUAUAUAUUAGGCAGAAAAUCACGUCAUCUAUCAAUGUUGUACUCGAAGACGGGGUAUAAUUCGGUUCUAAACUGUUUCAUUUGAGAGAUUUUUCAUGCCGUAAAUUGUUCUUUGCUAAAACAGCCUGUAUCUGCAUUUGCUAACCGAACAAGUUACGGAGCAAGUUUAAGAUAUGGCUCAAAUCCACUGCUAAAUUUUAUGAAAUCCAUAAGAUAUACUACUAAUACCGUGGAGAACAGUAUGGUUUCCCGUACGCUGAAAAUAUACGGCUCGCAGUUUAAAAACCCUGAGUGCUAGUAUAGCGGAAGGUCAAGGAUCAAAAUUGCUAGAAAAUCGGGAAUGUUUUUUUAAAACCGAAUUAUACACUUCCUUCGAGUAAAAAGUUAUAAAAAUGUGACUUCCUACCGAAUGAGUGAAGUGGUAGAAAUAUUUAUUUUAUUUAUUUUUCUCAUGAAGUAUUAUUGAAUGUGUUAGGAAAUCGACUAUCAUGGGAAUUACGUAGUCGUUUUUACGCAUUAUAUCUUUUCCAUGCAGACGGAAGAAAUUUCGUCCGAAAGCCGACAUCCAGACGUGACUGAAUUAUUAUAGGAUUGUGUUCCAGGAUGACUACUUUUAACACCCUAUUAAAGGUAUCCUUUUGAAAAGAAAGUUAUUUUAAAAAUUCGGUGGGUAUUUCAUGAGUUAGCCCACCUACUGUAUGUCGUUUUUGCUUAACAUUCUGACCCUUCUUGGAAAAACUGGAAGGAGACAUUUUUAACUCAUAUGUCAUCUAGUUGAUGUUAUAAUUGCUGGUGUUUUUGCGAAUCAACGUAAUUAAUUCACAUGGGCUGUUGAGCACAGUUCGUGCCUGACAACGAUUUUGGUGCAUUCUGCUAAUCGCGACCUGUCUGUCUAGAGAACGGCCAAUUACCUGCAUCACGCAAACAUAUUUAAACCAGUCCCGCCAUCCCAUGGCAUCCUUACACUUGAUGCACACAUGCAGAUGAUGCAUCAAACUUCACUUCUGCUCCAUGCGAACAUGCUUGCGAGAAUGGUAACUGCGUGCAUUCCAAAUCACGGUUAGUGUUUCCUCUUAUCUUCAUUAUUGCAACAUGCAUUCAAAAUUCUAGACAGCAUCGCCUUGGAUGAGCUGUCUCCGCUCAACGCCCAACAUCUUCUGUCGAAAUCCGUAGGAGAAGUCCGCAGAUUCUUCGGGAUAUGGAAGACCACCUGCAAUUCUACAAUAAGGACCAUUGACUUCGGAGAGGAUGACGUUUGCACUACUGAUGACGAUGUGAAUGCUACGUCUGGGUUAAUAUACUGCGAGCGGAAUGUGACCUUCAUCGUCGGUUCGUUUACGUGGGAGGUAAAUUAUGUUAGUUUGAAAGAGGAUGUGUGAUAUAAAGGCCUGUAGACACACGCAUUCGCGAUAGUUCGACAGCCGCAUCCGGCGAUGUGCAUCGUAUGCUCCUCAGCAGGGCAGGAGCAGGGACGGUGACUUGCGCGGGAUUUAUAGUGAGAGUUGACUUGCGAUGAAUCUACCACACUCUCUCCCCCUACCCCACCUAGAACCGGUGUCAUAAAAACUGGAAACGUGAGAGGGCGCAGGUGACUGACACGGUCGAACCCGAACUUUGGCGUUCUACUCCCCACCCCCUGGUUCACACAAAAAAUAACCAUGUUUUUGACCAACAACCACAAAGAGAUUGCAGGCUGGCACGGCCGAAGCCGCACCUAGACGUGCCGCCCACACCCGGCUUGGAUUCCACACAUUGGGAGUGCCAUUAAGGCCACCUUAAGAAGGCGACAUUGCAGCCUGACUCUCAGACCACCAGCCGGCCACGCCACACAAACACACAACACUGGGCCGAUUGCGAGGUUCAAGUUAUCCCGUCAGUUGGCAACCUUCCAAGCCGAGGCCUUUAGCGCACCGUGAUAGCUUCAACCGCGUCAGAUUGUUUAUAGUGAGGAAAAUGCGCUGAGUCGUCGACAUCACUCUCCCUGUCCAUCUUCUUGCCUAGGACACUGUCCGAGACGGUCAGAUGAUCGGAACGGGGAAUGGACACGUACAGUUGUAAAACAUCUACGGGCCCGAGUAUUUCGAAAUCUGGCAAACUGUUCUGGUAAUCCAGAUGAAAUAACUUGGGUGGUCUUUUCUGCAGAAGGAUUUGAAAAAAAUUAUCGCAAUUAUUUCGGAAAAUAUAUUGCCUUUCUACUUCACUGUUUUCAUAGCUGUGCAUAACUUGCAGAUGUAAGCAUCUCGCAGAACUAGGACGUAAUUCUUGCUAAUUCAUCUAAGGAUUUGAUCCAGUCGCGCCUCAGCUCUAUUUUGCAUUUGUCAUGUUCAAUACUCUUUCAAAUGAUAUCCAGAUAUUGAAAAAUAGUUGUAUAUACGACGUGCAAACGGAUCAUCCGAGGGAAAACCAUAUGCAUUUCCCGUGAUCUAUUACUAUGAAUCAAUGUGUCUAUGCUUUGGCAGGUAUGAUUCAGAAUUGUGAAAGCGGAAACUAUUUUCAUCCUGUGUUCGAUAGGAGUACAUCUUAGCCGCUGCAAACGGUAGCUCAGCUGGGUACAACAUGCAAGCCAUUACAACACUUCGACGUCACGCCAACCACACCUUGUCCAUCCAGGGGGUGAAGAUCGGCCGUAAGAAGCGAAUUCAGACAGAGGCACAAGUUCCGCCCACAAAAGCUGAGGAUGUCUUUGAAGUAGACAAGGAGCUUACGUACACGCUUUCAGCGCGUGAGUUUUGGUACUGUACGCUAAUCAGAUGUAAGUCCUUGCUUCAGUGAGAAGUUUUCAUGAUUUCACUUAUUUACGCAUCUGAAAAUGCAUAGGACUUGAAGUUUUGAUGAGAGUACAGCUAGAUUUCUUUCGAACUCGAGAAAAAAUACAAAUUACGGUGGGACUAGCAGAACAUAUUUAUUAUUAAUAUUCAGUCUCGUAGAGGACAGGCCAAAUAGGAACCAGUACCAGUAUUUGCAUAAAAUGAUUCGAUAUUUACUGACAGAAUCACUAAUGGAUGUGCCCAGAUUUUAAACGUGAAUAUGUGCACUGUUUAAUCAUUUACAAUACACAAAUGACGAUGGUGUGAGUAAUUUUUCAUUUCACACAAAUUUCGCUCACUGGAUUUUGUGGGUCUAGUAGGUGUUUUUGCAGAUUUUAAACAACUUACUUUGAGAAACUGUGAAAAAUGCGGCGACCUCGUUGUGCUUCGAACCCAUGUUAGCAAGAAGAGGGACUAUGUAAACCAACCCUCAGGCCAAUUCAGCUGAAUGUGAUUAAACUCACGUCUCCCGAUGAGGUGUCGUAGCGAGGUGGUCAGAGCUUUGGCUAUAUUUUAGUCCUCCGCGCGUUGUCGUGGGUUUAAAUUCUACCGAUGUGGCCGACUUUUUUACGAUUUUCUCGGGAGAGAUUUUUGAGUUCCUUAAUUUCUGAGAAUUUGUUGGAGCUGACAGUUAUUUGAACGAAAGCUUUAGCACAAAAAUAUGUUCUGAAAUUUUUAUUUAAAGAAAUUUCAAUAGAAAUUGUUGCAUAAUAGUUUGUAAAGUACCCAACUCAUUUUUCAUGAUGUAUAAGUAUUCUAAUCUUAGUUCGCUUCUUGCAAUUUCAGUUAAAAACAUGGCGGAAUUCGUCGACACAGAAUUUCGAUUGUGAAAUCGGAAAUACGGCCCACUUAGGAAUGUUUGCAUAACACCGUCCCCAAUCCUUAACAAGAAUGAGAUCUCCCUUCCUGGCCUUACCAAACCGACAAGAACAGAGAUUGUAGUUUUUUUUAAUUCUCAAGUGUAUGUGGUGCGAACGAUUCAUGUCUGUAUUAUUAUCUUUUCAAUGGAAAUUAUCUGUACAAAAUGAAAAUUCCUAACUGCUCAUUCGUAUUUUGUCUUUACAUAAUGGAAGGAAUUACGAUUGACUGAAUUUCGGUAAGCCCAGUUUGUUUGUCUCGGCGCACUUAGUGUUACGGGUACCCGGGACUUGACGCAUCACGCUUGUCGUCCAGAACCGCACCCAGGCGUGCCACCACACCUCAUGGUCCACAACAUACACUUGACCGGAAACGUUUCACCAACAAUAGCAACAACAUCCCAACAGGGAUUAGAAGGAUAAGGAUUAUGACUGGGCAGCCAUACCCACCACCUGCAUACCCAGCAGUAGAUCAGGCGUAUCUUCCGGCAGGGAACCAGGUGUCAGGGGACAGCCAACGCAUACCACGCUGCCAGGGCCAUCGUUUGCUGGUACUAGCAUAGUACACGUUUUCAGACCUUUUGACCGUACUCAGGGCACAACAAUAAUCACCCUCCGUUUGGAAGACGAGGAGAAUGAGGAAGUGGAGGAGAAGGCGAAGGAGGAGGAGGAGGAGGAGAAGGAGGAGGACGGGGACGACGGUUGA
Molecule: messenger RNA, 30352 nt
Organism: Spirometra erinaceieuropaei
Lineage: Eukaryota; Metazoa; Platyhelminthes; Cestoda; Diphyllobothriidea; Diphyllobothriidae
Source: the annotation of a GenBank genome assembly